This is a messenger RNA of Brachypodium distachyon (stiff brome), 1049 nucleotides long. Its product is annotated as maf-like protein DDB_G0281937. NCBI's taxonomy places the organism in Eukaryota, Viridiplantae, Streptophyta, Magnoliopsida, Poales, Poaceae. Gene Ontology annotation, molecular function: nucleoside triphosphate diphosphatase activity. Bases 106 to 735 code for a protein of 209 amino acids. The transcript has 9 exons. The record is from RefSeq and is a predicted model, not a curated record.
CUCUGGGGUACGUGAUGAAGGUCUCAACGAGGGGCCCGACUCGGCCCGACCGUUCCUUUCCCCUCUUCCAGUUCUUGGCGAACCUCGGUCUCGGAGAGUUGAGCAAUGGCCGCCUCUUCCGCUCUCAGGCUGAUCCUCGGCUCCUCGUCGGCGUCGCGCCGCCAGAUUCUGUCCGAGAUGGGAUACCAAUUCACAUUGCUUAGCGCGGACAUUGACGAAAAGGAGAUCAGAAAGGAGAAGCCGGAGGAACUGGUGGUCGCCUUGGCCCACGCAAAAGCAGACGCAAUAUUGGAGAAGAUGCAGAACAGUGGAUUGAUGAAAGAGAUUGUUGACUCUCAAGAGACUGCUUUGUUGAUCACUGCUGACCAAGUUGUGGUCCAUGAUGGAGUUAUCCGAGAAAAACCCAGUACUCCAGAAGAGGCACGCAAAUUCAUCAAAGGAUACUCUGAAAGCCAUGCUGCGACAAUUGGAUCUGUGCUUGUUACAAAUGUGAAGAGUGGGACUAGAAGGGAAGGAUGGGAUAAAUCUGAAGUUUAUUUCCACAAGAUACCUGAUGAAGUUGUCGAGAGCUUGAUUGAGGAGGGCGAUGUCUUCUAUGUAGCUGGAGGGCUCCUCGUAGAGCAUCCGCUGACUUCACCUCUGGUGGAAGCCAUUGUCGGUACAAUCGAUAGCGUAAUGGGUCUUCCUAAAGCGCUCACGGAGAAGCUCAUCAAGGAUUCCCUUCAAGAGCCAUAGCUACAAAUUUCUGGACGGAAAUCUCGUUUUGGAAAAUCAUUAUUCUCGUUCUGAACAAAUUAAACAUGUCUGGCAAAUGGAGCUAAAGUGAAUCGGCGUCUGCCAGCUCCCCUACACCAGUUUAGUAGUCCUAAUGUGUUGGGGUAGUUUUAAGACAUGCUGGGAGCCCCUUUUCUGUGACUACCUUUCCACACUAUCACUGGAGUUCAUUGUUAGUUGUGAUGCCCAUGAUGAUGUUAAUGUAUGGUGGACCAGACAAUAUGUAUAUCACUUGUGCUACGGCCAGCAUACCUGUGUGUGCUCUGUCAUCGUAA